Macrosiphum euphorbiae (potato aphid) is the source of this 294-nucleotide messenger RNA. Lineage: Eukaryota; Metazoa; Arthropoda; Insecta; Hemiptera; Aphididae. The record is from the annotation of a GenBank genome assembly.
AUGGGAAAACUCUCAUACCCCAUUUUGUUGGUGAAUCUCACUGUUAUGGGAACAUCUCAGAGUUCGCAGAGGUUACCCGUUCAUGUGUCUUCAAGAAAUGCGUUUGAAGCUUAUCUCUAUGAUUUAUUCAUGUGUUAUAUGGCGGCCAUCGUCUUAUAUUUGAUUGUUUAUGAGCCGUUUGCGAAAUUGACCAAUAAUCUGUUAAAAGGAAAAGUUUUAUCCCGUCGACCAAAAAUGGAACAUCGAUCGAAAAAACAACUACCUGAAGCAGUAAAACUAUUAAAAAAGACUUAA